This is a messenger RNA of Colletotrichum paranaense, 2340 nucleotides long. Its product is annotated as extracellular alkaline serine protease. The record is from RefSeq and is a predicted model, not a curated record. Bases 1 to 2340 code for a protein of 779 amino acids. Gene Ontology annotation, molecular function: serine-type endopeptidase activity. The transcript is spliced from 4 exons. Gene Ontology annotation, biological process: proteolysis. Lineage: Eukaryota; Fungi; Ascomycota; Sordariomycetes; Glomerellales; Glomerellaceae.
AUGGAAUCAAAUCAAUCUAGUCGCUUCACCAGCUUCGUUCGGUCCGUCAAACAAAAUCUGCCUCUUUACUCAUCCUGGGCACAAUCCUCGUCGGAUAAAAUUACAGAAGAUAAUCAGGCUCACCUUUCCGUUUUGGACUUGGAGAUUUACGAAUGGGAGAUUGGCCCCGAUCAGCUUCUUGGUGACAGCACAGAGCCUGACUUCCAAUGUUGGCUAGGGAUCUCUAUCAAAUCGGUGGAAGAGGGUAAAAUAGAUGAGAUCAACAUGCAGCAGGGGGCUGAACUCAUUCAACAACAUCUCAACAACAAACGAAGCGGCACCGAUGGAAUACCUGACGCUUCAGUAUCAUUUGGAGCAAAGAGUCGACCAAGCCUCUCGAGGUCCUACCACGUUGACAAUUGUUUGGCGCAGGUUUCAAAACAUCUUCUCCGAGCCCUCACAAGUUUGUCGUCCUGUUGCGAUGGGGAGCACAUCGCUAGGAUCCAGCUUUGUGAAUUCGAGGCCGACACAACCACGUGUAGCCAAGAUGAGCGAUCGUUUGGUCUGUAUGUCUCUUCGAAUAAGAGCGUUGGGAACUGCGUUUGGCAUGAAGUGAUAUGCAGGGUCACAAGAUUUUCUGGCUCUUUUGGUUUCCGUCACCACAUAUCACCCAUCACUAGGCAUCGUCUGGAUGGCCCUCGAGCUUGCCUUGGGGAAUUGAUAGAUGAUCGUGCUCUGGCAGAAUGGUCCCAGGGCAACCAUUACCCACCAGCUGACAAAGCUGCAUUAUGCCUCAAUCUAGCUCUCGGUAUGCUUCACCUCUCAGCAGAAGCUUGGCUACAACAACCGUGGAGCAUUGACAACAUCUACUUUCCCACAAAUCAUUCUCCAGAAAGCAGAAAACCCGAUAUCUCCCUACCUUUUCUCUCUCGCACGCUCGAGAUAGGCUACACAGCUUCGAGUGAAUCACCGCCUGUGGCAAGGUCUCCUAUUCUUGCCUUUGCACAAGUUAUAACGGAAAUUUGCUUAUGGAAGCGACUGCCUCUGAAGAGUUACAGCAAUGACACUGUCUUACGGAAGACUCUGGAUUUGUUUACUCAAGAUUCUGGCGUCUCGAAUUCACAACAUUAUGCAGUCAUUGAAGCCAUUUCCGCCUGCAUCAACUUCUACGUUAGGCAAAUAUCAAACAGCAUAACACACAACAUUCCAAGUCAAGAUCCAGAUGCAUGUUGGGUCUUUGACAUGAUUGUGCGAAGACUAGAGAAGGUAUCAGCAUGCUAUGCUCGCAGCACCGAUAGCCGCAAACGCUUUGAAGUCGAACAGUUCGAAACAGAAAUAAUGGACGAAACAAAACCACGUUCUGAGGCGCCUCCAGAGAUUUCAAGACACCAAAUUGGGGAUACUAUGAAUAGGCCUCUCCAUACCACCGAGAAGACGUGGUUUGAUAAGCUCAGAGAAUUGAAUCACGUCCUUGAUGCCGUAUCUGAUGUUGAGAACUAUUCCAAAGUCAAGAUUGCGGUCUUAGAUACCGGGAUUGACCCAGAGUGCCAAUUCAUAGACGAAAUUGACGAUUACGCCGAUUUCGUUAAUCCUGGAAGCAGAGUCAAGCUUGACAGGACAGGUCAUGGCACAUCUGUCGUCGACCUUAUUUACCGUGUGUAUCAACACGCAGAAAUCUACGUCGCUCGGGUUUUUGAGUCGAAUAAUGCGACCCCAGAAACACCCCGUCACGUCAAUGAAGCCAUCGACUGGGCCAGAGGCCACGGAGUAGAUAUCGUCUGUAUGGCAUUCGGUUUUGAAGCCGACACUGGUACAGUUGAAGCUCUACUCAGUCAUGUCAGGAGCGCAGUUUUGGACCAAAUACUGCUAUUCGCUGCGGCUUCUAACGGCAGCUAUGCGACCGACGUUAUGCUACCAGCUCGCUUAGAUGACAACGUCUUCUGUAUAUUCUCGACAGAUGCAGGUGGCAGGCAUUCUAGAAGCAUGAACCCACCUCCUCUCGAUUUAUCUUACAACUUCGCAAUUCUUGGUGAGGAUGUCAGACUCUAUAGAGGUGGCCUGGAUUCGGGUUGCUCUUAUUCAACUGCCAUCGCAUGUGCAUUUGCCGCUCGCCUACUGGACUUUUCGCGACAUAAAGAUGACGCAACUGAAUUCGAGUACGCGCACUUUCUCAAGGACAAACGUGGAAUGGCAAUGGUCCUUUCCGAUCUCUCGGAAAGAGAGGCCGAGUAUCAUUGUAUCAAGCCUUGGAAGUUGUUGGGAAGAAGAUGGGACUACGGCGCACAUCAUUCUGCCACUGCGCUCAGAGAUACCAGGAAAAAAAUUCGUGAUAAGAUAUCGGAUAUUCUUGAAGACUACUAG